This is a messenger RNA of Emys orbicularis (European pond turtle), 2055 nucleotides long. RefSeq names its product beta-1,4-galactosyltransferase 1 (gene B4GALT1). Gene Ontology annotation, cellular component: Golgi apparatus. The transcript is spliced from 6 exons. The record is from RefSeq and is a predicted model, not a curated record. Lineage: Eukaryota; Metazoa; Chordata; Testudines; Emydidae. Bases 1 to 1077 code for a protein of 358 amino acids. Gene Ontology annotation, molecular function: cytoskeletal protein binding; beta-N-acetylglucosaminylglycopeptide beta-1,4-galactosyltransferase activity. Gene Ontology annotation, biological process: protein N-linked glycosylation; carbohydrate metabolic process.
AUGAAGGAGGCGCAGGGCGGCGGGGCCCUGCCCGGCACCUCGCUGCAGCGGGCCUGCCGGCUGCUCGUAGUCUUCUGCGCCCUGCACCUCUCGGUCACGCUGCUCUACUAUCUGGCGGGCAGCAGCGACCUGCGCCCGCCGCGCAACCCUGAGCCGCCGCCGCGCAGCCUGGGGGCCGUCAACCGAGCCCAGCCCGGGCCGCCGCCCCCGCGCAGCCCCCGGCCGGCCAACAGCUCCCGCGCCCAGCCCGGGCCGCCGCCGGACUGCCCCGACCCGUCCCCGCUGCUGGUUGGUGCACUGCAUGUGGAAUUUUCCCAGCCUGUGAAUCUUGAGGAAGUUGAGAAGAUAAACCCUGAAGUGAGAGAAGGAGGCCGAUAUGCUCCAAAAGACUGUAAAGCACUUCAGAAAGUAGCAAUCAUCAUACCAUUCAGGAACCGUGAUGAGCAUCUGAAGUACUGGCUGUAUUAUCUCCACCCAAUCCUUCAAAGGCAACAGCUUGACUAUGGAGUGUAUGUCAUCAAUCAGGGUGGAGAAGAAACCUUUAAUCGUGCUAAACUUCUGAACGUAGGCUUCGAAGAAGCUUUGAAAGAAUAUGACUAUGGUUGCUUUGUAUUUAGUGACGUAGACCUAAUUCCAAUGGACGACAGGAACAUCUACAAGUGUUACAGCCAGCCACGGCACCUUUCUGUAUCGAUGGAUAAGUUUGGAUUUCGUUUACCGUACAAUCAGUAUUUCGGAGGUGUGUCUGCUUUAAACAAGGAGCAAUUCGUAAAAAUCAAUGGAUUUCCUAAUAAUUACUGGGGCUGGGGUGGCGAAGAUGACGACAUUUAUAACAGGCUGUUUUUUAAAGGUAUGAGAAUAUCUCGCCCAGAUGCUGUAAUUGGGAAGUGCCGAAUGAUUCGCCAUUCAAGAGACCAUAAAAAUGAACCCAACCCACAGAGGUUUGACAGAAUUGCUCACACAAGAGAGACAAUGAAUUCUGAUGGCUUAAAUACGCUGUCAUACAAGGUAGUGAAAACUGAGAAAUACCCACUGUAUACAAAAAUCACAGUGGAUGUUGGCUCACCAAAUAAGUAGUGUUGGAGAGGCAGAAGUGAAGACUUAGAAGCUACCAGGGAUAUCUAAUCCAUAGGAUUUUUAUAUGUACUGUUUUUACUACAGUCAGAAUGAACAAGAAAGCCUCAUUCAGCUAUGCAAAGUUUUUCCCAGUCUCCUGGACAAGGGAGACUUUUUAAUCCCAAACUUGACUUUACACAACUUUCUAGCUCUCCAGUAUUUUUAUAAGUUUAGAAACUGUAAAUAAGAGUUGUAAAUAUUUACAUUGCCAGAAAAUGCUGGACAUUAUGUAUCUGCUGCAGUGCUCCCCACAGAAAUAUUUUAUUCAAAUGUUAUUGUUCACAAACAAAUGAUGAAUCAGCAAUUACUACCCAUAUUAUUUCUUCCAUAUGUUAAAUUAGCUAGACGAGAACACUGCUUUAAAUUCUUUGCUGUUGUUACUUUAUGAAGGACUGGAAAAUGCUGCUAAAAUUAUACAAGUUUACACUUUGCAUGAGAUUUUUUUAAUGGAGGCAGUAUCCUUUAUUCUCGUCUAACGUCAACCAAACCAAACGUUUUUUUCUUUAAUUUUAUGCAGAGCAAGUUUUGGAAAAAUUGAUCUUACAAAAUCUGUAACAGCAACAGAUUUUAUUAUCUCAGAGGGGAUUUUAAUAACUUGGGUCCCAAUCCUCCAGUGAGCGCUAUAUAGACAGGACAUUUAGGCUUGGUGGGAGCUGCACAGGACGGUAUAAACAUUAUGAUGCAAGAAGUACUGUCUCCAGGUGACCUGCACGGAAAGAUGUCUUUGGGUAGACAGAGCAGUGUAAGAUGCAUUCUAUUUUUUAAGAAAGGCAAUUUGGUUGUAAUUAUGGGCUGAAACUAUAGUCUUUUUUAAUUAAAAUUUACUGAAAUUCGUUUACUUUCGUAAGAGCUUAUCACACUAUUUAAAUACCAUAUACAUUUCACAAAAACAAAAUGCAUUUUUCUUAAUGUUGUACAUAAAACUUGAAUUCAUUGUUC